Ricinus communis (castor bean) is the source of this 849-nucleotide messenger RNA. Its product is annotated as SKP1-like protein 4. The transcript has a single exon. NCBI's taxonomy places the organism in Eukaryota, Viridiplantae, Streptophyta, Magnoliopsida, Malpighiales, Euphorbiaceae. Gene Ontology annotation, biological process: SCF-dependent proteasomal ubiquitin-dependent protein catabolic process. Gene Ontology annotation, molecular function: cullin family protein binding. The coding region runs from base 53 to 571 and encodes 172 amino acids. The record is from RefSeq and is a predicted model, not a curated record. Gene Ontology annotation, cellular component: cytoplasm; nucleus.
UAUCUGCUUCCUUUUUCUCCCACAAUCCCAAAAGUUAGGUUUUCCGAUCAAAAUGUCUCUUUUACUUUCCUCCUCCAGCACUGACUCCGACGCUGCCACAUCUUCAAAAAUCGUCGCGCUCAAAUCAGAAGACAAUCUACUAUUCGACGUAAUAGAACCAGUGGCAAUGGAGUCCAAAACAAUCAAAUACUUGCUAGAAGACACAUCGUCGUCAUCCGAUGAUAAAAUCGUCAUUCCUUUACCUAAUGUCGCCGGAAAAACACUGUCAAAAACUAUCCAGUACUUGGAAGGGCGCCACGCUCUGUCUGGUGAGAAUAGCGAAAUGCUUAAAAGGUACGACGAGGAUUUUGUUAAAGAAGUGAGUGGUGAUCAAGUAAUGAUUUUUGAUCUAAUAUUGGCUGCCAACUAUCUUGAAAUUCAGUUUCUUUUAGAUUUGCUUUGUAAAGCUGUCGCUGAUUUGAUGAAUGGAAAGACUGUUGAUAAGAUUAGAAAGAUGUUUAAUAUUGUUAAUGAUUACACUCCUGAAGAAGAAGCGGAAGUUCGUAAAGAGAAUGAAUGGGCUUUUCAGUAAUCACAUCAUUACCAUCUAGGGUUAGGGUUUACAAGCAGUAGCUAUUACUUUUUUUCAUUUCUUUCUUGUUUCUUUUUUAGUAUUAGAUGUUGAUGUAUGGGUAAGGUUUGUUGUAAUGUGAUGGAUAGCUUUUCUUGGAAUUUUUUUUUUCUGGUGGCACCGGCUUUAGGGUGCUAAUGGAUUAGUCAUCUUUUCUUGCCCAGUAGUUUGACAGUUGCAAAUUAAUGGGUCUUGUAAGCAGAAAGAAUUAAUAGUACUAUCAAGAUUUCUUUUUUUAA